Messenger RNA from Closterium sp. NIES-67, 13271 nucleotides. Lineage: Eukaryota; Viridiplantae; Streptophyta; Zygnematophyceae; Desmidiales; Closteriaceae. The record is from the annotation of a GenBank genome assembly.
GGGGUUGUGCGAGGGCCUGCGGGAAUGGAGGUUAUGGCAGUGCUUGCGAUGGUAUGGAUUCAGGAAAGCGUAGUAGCGGAGAGAGAGAUGAUUCCGGAUGUGAGGGAGGGACGUUUCCUCGUGCCGGGUCUGCUGGAAAAAUGGAUGAGGGGGGUGCAUGUGGUGACAGGCGUGCUUGUGCUGAUGGGAAUGCUGGUGCCGGGAGUAGCGAAGCAGAAAAGAAGGCUUGUGGAGGUGGGGAAGAGGAGAGGGGAGGGGUGAAGGAGGGGAAGGAGGGGGAGGGAAGGAGGGGAAGAGGAAAGAGGGGGAAGGGGUGAAGAGAGCGAGGAGUGGGGAGGGGAAAGGGGGAGGGAAGGAAAGGAGGGAAGAGAGGAAAGUGGUGGUGAACGAGAGGAGUGGAGAGGAGGAGGGAGGAAGGGAAGAGAGGGGGGAGAAGGAGGGCGCCUGUGGAGAGGGUGUGACUGGCUGUGAAGCUGUUAGUGAAACUGGAAGUGAAAGAGAUGAGAGGAAGCGAGAUGAGAGGAUGGGAGAUGAGAGGAAGGGGGAGGAGAGGAUGGCAGAGGAGAGGAAGGGGGAGGAGAUGAGAGAAGAGGAGGGAGCAAAAAGAGGGGAGAGGGUUGUGGGCACCGUGGGGUCCCAGGCUGCCCUCGGCCCUGAUAUCACCCGCCCCAGCAGCAGCAGCAGGGCGGUUGACCCUGGGAGUAUUGAGGCGAGGCGGGGGAGUGCGCCCAGCAGGCAUGGUGGAAUCAACCCCAGAGUGAGUGGCGAUGCUGAUGGCAACGAGGGGUCCCAAGCUGCCCUCGGCCCUGAUACCCACCCCAGCAGCAGCGCGGUUGACCGUGGUGCUGAGGCGAGGCAGCGGAAGGCGGCGAUGGGGGACGAGCAGGGGAAGGGGGACGAUCAGGGGAAGGGGAACGAGCAGGGGAAGGGGAACGACCAGGGGAAGGGGAACGAGCAGGGAACGAAGGCGAAAAGGAAGGAGCAGGGAGUGGGCAACCAGCAGGGGAAGGGGGCGAAGGGGGACGAGCAGGGGAAGGGGGCGAAGGGGAACGAGCAGGGAGUGGGGAACCAGCUGGGAAAAGGCGGAAGGGGGGACGAGCAGGGGAAGGGAGGGAGGGGGGGCGAUCAGAGGGUGGGGGGGAAGGGGGCCGAGCAAGGGGAGGGGGACGAAACGCGUGUGGGUACGGAAGUGAAGGAUGCAGUGGGUUGUGGAAGACGAGAGGGGAGGGAGGCGGAGGGAGCGGGUGCAGUGCAAAGGGAAAGUGAGGGAGGAAAGGGGAGUGACAGUGCUGGAGAAGGGGAGGUAGAGGGGGGCGUGGAGGUAGUGAUUGUGGAGGCGGGGGGGAGAGGAGGGAGAGGGAGAGGGAGGGGAGGGAGGGGUAGAGGGAGGGGCGCGGGGGUGGAAAGGGGGAGGGGAAGUAGGGGAGGCAGGGUGGGCGGAAGGAGGGGGAGGGGGAGGGGAAGGGGGUCGAAAGGGGGGGGGUACGGGGGAGGGAGUGGGCGUGGAAGGGGAAGGUCUGGGGAGAGGGAGGAGGAGGCGGAGGAGAGUGAGGGGACGAGUGAGGAGAGCAGUGGGGAGGACGGGGUUGGGGGGAGCAAGGUGGAACGCCAAGGGGUGGAGGGGAAGCGAGCUCAAGACAGCGAGAAAGAAAACAAGGGGAAAGAGGUGGAGGAGGAGAAGGAAGAUGUUUUGAAAAGAGUGAGACAUGAUAGGAAGGAAAAGGGGGCGAUGGGGAGUGGAGAGAGGGAGGAAGAGGAGGCUAGAGGGGAGGGAGCAGGGGAGGAGGAGGAUAGAGAUCAUGACGAGGGGGAGGAGGAAAAAAAGGAGGGGAAAAAAGAGGAAGAGGAGGAGGCGGGGAAUAAAGAGGGGUUGGGGAAGUGUUCUAGGGGUGGGAAUGAGAUGAAUCUUCGGGGGAAGAAGGGGCUUGAGGAGGAGGAGGAGAAGGAGAAGGAGGAGGAGAAGGAGGAGAAGGGGAGGAUGAAAGGGAAGGCGCUGAAGAGCAAAAAGGAGGGACGGGAGGAAGACGAGGAGGACUGCAAUGCUGCUGCUGGUGCUGCUGCUGUUGCUGAUGCUAAUGCUACUGCUGCUACUGCUGCUGCUACUACGUCUGCUGCUGCUGCUGCUGCUGCGACAUCUGCUGCUGCAGAUGGCAGUGACGAUGACGCUGAUGACACUGGUGGUGAUGGCACUGACGACGACGACGAUGUUCGGGUGGUGAAGGCAGAGAGCCAGGUGAAGCGGACAAGGGACCGGGACAGGGAGCGGGAGAAGGGGCUCCCCCGCAGUGAUGUCAUGAAGCUCCGAGCCGUGCGCCAGCUCAAGGGAUUCGCAGGGAAGCAGGACAUGGGCCCGGGGGGAAAGCCGCUCGGGUAUGUGCCAUAUGUAUCCAUGGGUAUAAGCCCCCUGACGCUGCAAGGGGAGACGGUGCUCAAGGUGCAUCGAAUGCGAACCGCUAGGCCUUCUUUCGUCAAGUUUGUGACGCGCCACGUCAUCGCGACGUCGGAUAAGGGGCUGGACCUCCCCGGGCCGUUCGUGAAGCGGCACCUGGCGGGGUCGGAGCGGAUAGCUGUGAUUGGCCCGGGGGGGCGGAGGUGGGAGAUGAGGUGGGGGGUGUAUUCGAAGGGGGUGCAGGUGUACAGGUUGAAGGAGGGGUGGGGGGAACUGGCUGUGACUCUGGAUAUGCAAGAGGGGGAGGCGCUGGUGUUUGAGGUGGAGAGGAAGUUGCUCCUGCGGCUGCACCUGGUGAAGUUUGGCCAAGAGGUGGUGCUGAACACGAGUGAGGAGGUGCGCAAUACCAGUGAGGAGGUGCGGAAUACCAGUGAGGAGGUGCGGAAUACCAGUGAGGAGGUGCGGAAUAUCAGUGAGGAGGUGCGGAAUACCAGUGAGGGGAAUUUGAAUGGGAGUGACGGUGCUGCUGAUGGUGAUGGUGAUGAUGCUAGUGAUGCUGGUGCCAGUGCCGGUGCUGGUGCUGGUGCUGGUGCUAGUUCUCCUGCUGCUGACUCAGGGUCCAAGAGUGAGACGGAGGAAGGGGGGCAGAGCAGGGAGGGCGCGGAGGCGGGUGAUGGUGGCUUCAUGGGUGGUGGAGGCAAGGCCAAAGGAGUGAAGCAGAUUAGAGAGACGGGCAAGACGGUGAAAGAGGAGGAGAUGGGACCGAGAGGCAAGGGAGGAGAGGGGAAGGAGGGGAAGGAGGGGGAGGAGGGGGAGAUGGGACAGAGAAGUGAGGGGGCGGAGGGGAAAGGGAAGGCUGCGAAGGUGGGGGGGAAGAAAAGGACGAAGCAGCAAGGGAAGGAUGGGGGGAAACGGGUGCUCCGGGAGUGGGACGACGAGGAGCGGAGGAGGGAUGGGAAGGAGAAGGGUGAGAUGGAGGGAGAGGAUGGCGAGGGAAAAGAAGGGGGCUGGAGGAAUGAGCUGGCAGGGGAGAGGGAAGGGAAAGGGGCGAAGAGUGUUUCAGUGAAGGUCACAGGGAAGUCGACAGGAAAGGGCACAGGGAAGACCAAGAAGCAACGGAGGUUUGGAGAAGGUUCUGGGUCUCGCUUCGCUUCAGCUGCUGAGACUCCCUUUCUUUCUGCUCCCCCUCUCCCCCCUGCUACUACCCCAUCCCAUCCCCCCUCUUCGUAUCCAGCUCCCACUCUCCCCGCUGCUCCUGCUGCUUCUCCCCACUUUGCUUCUGCUCCUGCUGCUGCAGCCGCUGCUGCCGCUCCUCCCACGGUCCCAAUCGCCACCACUGGCUCUGCUGCUUCUGCUGACGUGCAACCAGAUUCUACCCGUGCUGCUGCGCCCCCCUCUCCCCCGCCUCCUGCGCUGAAGAAAAGAGCGCGAGUGCCUCCCCCAGGAGGGUGGAAGGUGGCUCGACUCGUCCCCUCCAGGCGACUCAAUCCGCCCCUGCCUUCUGCUCCUGCUGCUGGUGCUGGUGGUGGUGCUGCUGGUGGUGCUGCUGGUGCUGGUGGUGGUGCUGGUGGUGGUGGUGCUGCUGCUGCUGCUGGUGCUGCUGCUGGUGGUCCUGUUUCUGCUCCCUCUCCUUCUCCUCUUGGUGCUGUUUCUGCUCCCUCUCCUUCUCCUCUUGGUGCUGUUUCUGCUCCCUCUCCUUCUCCUCUUGGUGCUGUUUCUGCUCCCUCUCCUUCUCUUGGUGCUGUUUCUGCUCCCUCUCCUUCUCCUCUUGCAGCAGCAACAAGAGCAGAAGCAGCAGCGGCAGCAACACCAGCACCAGAAGCAGCAGCAGAAGCAGCAGCAGAAGCAGCAACACCGGCAGCAGCAACAAUACCGGCAGCAGCAACAACACCGGCAGCAGCAGCAGCAGCACCACCACCACCACCAGGAGCAGCAACACCAGAAGCAGCAACAAUACCGGCAGCAGCAGAAACAACAAGAACAGCAACGGACGGAGCAGCAGCAGCAGCAGCGGCGGCAGGAGGAGGAGGAGGUGCAGGGAACGAGGGAAUCAGUGGCGAAGCCACAGGCGACGAGCAUCCUUACCACAGCACACUGCUGUGGCUGCACCGCGUGUGGGCUGAGAGCCAUGCAGUGGUGGCUGGACACAUGGGAGAAGAGGAGGAGAAAGAGGGAGAGGAAGAGGGAGAGGAAGAGGGAGAGGAAGAGGAAGGGAGGGAUCUGGGGAAGCGGAAGAGGAGGAGGGAAGCGGCAGCCAGUUGCGGGAGUGGUAACGGGCAUGGUUACCGCUACGGUAGCCGCUAUGUUGACAAGUAUGGCUACAUGGCGAGUAUGUUUGGUGGGAAGAGGCGGAGAAGGAGGAGGGAUGGGCACAAGAAAGGAUCGUACAAGGUGAACUCCGAAUGGCGCCUCUCCCUCACUGGGGUCACCAUCGUCCCUCCCCCUCCCCCUCUCGCUCACCCUGACUCGCCUCCUCCUCCCCCCCCUCUCGCUCACCCUGACUCGCCUCCUCCUCCUCCCCCUCUCUCCCACCCUCACGUGCCUCCUCCUCCUCCACCUCUCUCCCCUUCCUCUCCCUCUCACUCCCCUCCUCCGCUUCCCCCUCUCCUACCCUCCUCUCCUCUCCUCCUGCUGCCUCCUCUCCAAAACUUGCUGCAUCCCCUCAAGCCCCUGCUGCUGCUCCUGCUGCUGCGGCUGCCGGUCGCACCUGCUGCAAUCCCCUCUGCUGCCGCUGCCAGUCCCACUGCAACCGCCUCACCCUCUGCUGCAGCAACAAAUAAGGGGGGGAAAGCCGCAGGCAAGCAGGCAGCGAAGGCAGGGGGAGGGAAGGGGGCAGCAGCAAAAAAGGCAGGGAAACAGGCGGGGGAGUUAGGAGCAGGGAAAGGGGUAACAGCAAAAAAGGAAGGGAAGCAAGCAGGGGGGAGCCUCAAGCGGCGAGCAAAGAGCCUUGCAGACACCCCUUCUGAUCUGGAUCAACUCACUCAGCCGCAGGGUGCCUGUAGUGAAAGGCCUGGAUCUCUUAAAUCGCCUUCCCGGAAGAUCGCCAAAGCACAAGCUACUAAUACAGCUGGCAAAGCACCUGAUAAAUUACCUGGCAAAACAGCUGGCGAAACUGCUGGCAAUACGCCUGGAAGAACUGCACCUGGGAGACCACCUGGGGCACCUGGGAAAGCACCUGCGAAGGUACCUGGGAAGGCACCUGGGAAGGCACCUGGCGUGAGUUUUGUUGGAGAGAGGGUGCCAGAGAGAGGCGUGAAGAAGGGCGAUGGUGAGCGUGGGAGGGGGUGCAGUCAAAACAGCGAGGGAAGAGACUCUACUGAAGGUGAGAGGAGGGAGAGGAGCGAAGAAGAUGGUGCUUCUGCAGAAGACGAUGUGCAAGUCAUAGAAACCGGCACUACAGCCACUACAGCCGCUACGGCCGCUACAGGCACUACAGCCGCUACAGCAGCUACUGCCGCUACAGCCACUACAGCCGCUACUGCUGCCACCCCCACUACCACCCCCGCCACCACCCCCAGCAGCAGCAGCCGGAAGGCAUCUCUGCGCAAGAGCAUCCGGGCGGCUGUGUCCACAGAGUUCGUGGGCGUGAUGGUGAAGGAGCCUGGCAAGUUCCAGGCGCGCAUGGUGGACCGUGACGGCAAGAGGCAGCGCCACAUCGGCUUCUAUGCCACUGCAGAGGAGGCGGCGCUGGCGUAUGACGUGGCUGUCUUGAGGGUGCAUGGCAGCGCGGCUCAGCUGAACUUUCCCGCGAAUGGGGGGGGGAAGAGGCGGGAUUCCCCUGAGGAUGGGGGGAAAGUGGGGGGUGGGGGAGAUGGGGGGGGAGGGGAGGGAGGGAAUGAGGGGGUUGGUAGGGUAGGUCAGGUGCUGGGUGGGAUGUCAGGUGGGACGUCAGGUGGGAUGUCAGGUGUGGAUGGCUCGUUGCCUUCUCGAGGGGAGGCUGUUGCCGAAGCUGAGGGCGAGGAUGGGGCCGAAGCUGCUGGUGAGGUUUGGAAAGGUGUACAGAAUGCAGCAAUGGACGGGGAAGUGAAAGGUAGUAAGGAUAAGGAAAUGGCCCCAUCAAUGCCACCUUCCCCAGUAAUUCCCUCCCCCUCAAUGCUACCUCCCCCAGUCCCCUCCUCCACUGUAAGCCGCAGGGUCAGGAAACGCCACCCACCUGGGCCCCGGCCCCCUGCCCAGACCCAACCUGGCUCCAGAGGCGCUGGACAAGUGCCAGCUGACCAGGUACUAUCUCAGGUGAUUUCACAGGUGGUGGUUGGUGAGGCGUUUUCUGAGGUGCAGGUGGGGAGUGAGGGAGGUGGGGUUGGUGUGGGGGUGGUGGGUGAGGAGGAGGAGGUGGAGGCAAGAGGUAGUGCUGCUAAUGCUUCUGGUGCUCCUGCUGGUGCUGCUGGUGCUGGUGGUGGUGCGGCUGCUGGUGCGGCUGCUGGGGCUGCUGGUGGUGCUGGUGCUGGUGCGGCUGCUGGUGCUGGUGGUGGUGCUGGUGGUGAUGCUGGUGGUGGUGCGGCUGCUGGUGCUGGUGAUGCAGUUGACUCAACGAUGCAGAGGGCAGGGGCAGGCAAGGCAGCAGCAGCACAAGUGGCAGCAGCAGCACAAGCGACAGCAGCAGCAGCAGCAGCACAAGCAGCAGCAGCAGCAGCAGCAGCACAAGCGGCAGCAGCAGCAGCAGCCGCACAAGCGGCGGCAGCAGCAGCAGCCGCACAAGCGGCAGCAGGGAUGACUGCACGUGGAAGUGGGGGAGCAAGUGGGAAGGUAGCGGCAGAGAGGGAGGGAGCAGAGGGUGGGGACAUGGGAAUGGGGAAAGGAGGAGCCAGGGCAACAGCAGCAGCAGCAGCAACAGCAACAGCGGCAGGGGCAGCAGUCGCAGGGGCACCGAAAGCAGUGGUGGCAGUCGGGCCAGUGUUAGAGGAUAGAGAGGACAGGUCGGAGCAGGGAGAGGGUGCAGGGGCCAGGGCCGCCAGGUGUCAGCAGUUGAUUGGGCCAGAGAGGGAGAAGAGAGGGAGAGAACCGGGGGAGAGCAGUGCUGGUGCUGCUGAGGGGGGUGUAGAGCAGGGGGGAGGAGGGAGGGGGAGGGGCAGGAGCAGGAAGCGGCAGCGGCAAGGGAGGGGCGUGGGAGAGCAGAGGGAGCAGCAGCCGGGGAAAGGCAUGGGGAGAGGUAUGGGUAGAGCCAUGGGUAGGGGCCUGGGUAGGGGUAUGAAAGGGCUCAAACCAUGGGAAAAGGGAGACACAGAGGACGAGUCUGUGUCAACGCCUCUCUCUAGUCACUAUCAGCAGCAGCAGUCAACGCCUCUCUCUAGUCACUAUCAGCAGCAGCAGUCAACGCCUCUCUCUAGUCACUAUCAGCAGCAGCAGUCAACGCCUCUCUCUAGUCACUAUCAGCAGCAGCAGUCAACGCCUCUCUCCAGACAGAAUCAGCAGCAGCAGUCAACGCCCCAGCCUAGAUCAUCAAGCACCGCACUGGUCCUCCCUCCUCUGUCGCUCCCCCAUCCCAUGCGCCUCUCCCUCCCCCACAUACCACCUCCCCCUCGCCGCCCGACUCCCCCACCCACCACCCCGUCAAGCCCCCUCACUCCCCCCCCUGCACCCUCUUCCGCACACCACGGAUCCGGACCUGUUGCCUCUGGACCUGUUGCCUCUGGACCUGUUGCCUCUGGACCUGUUGCCUCUGGACCUUUUGCCUCCAAACCUGUUGCUUCCGGGCCUGUUUCUUCCAAACCUGUUGUUGUUGGUGGUGGUGGUGGUGCUGCUGCUGCUGCUGCAGGUGCUGCAGGUGGUGGUGGUGGUGGUGGUGGUGGUGGUGGUGGUGGGGAGGGGCAUGAGGAUGGUGGGGAUGGUGGGGGGUGGUUGAGGGGUUUGGAUUUGAACGAGGAGAGUGAGGAUGCAGUCAGAGAGGCACGGAAGGAGGCAGGGAGUGCUGGCACAGCAGCAGCAGCAGCAGCAGAUGCAACACUUGCAGCACCAGCAGCUGUGACAGCAGCAGCAGCAGCAGCAGCAUCGAGUGCGAGUGUGGCCAGUGGUCCCCUGAAAGGUAGCAGCAGCAUGGGUCCCGGUGGCCUGGCAAGUGCUGCCGAUUCAAAGGCUGCACCCACCUCUCCUGAUGCGCCUGUUGCCUCCCGUGCUGCUGCUGCUCCUGCUCCUGCUGCUGUGCCCGAUGCUGCUGCUGCUGCUGAUGUGGCCAGUGCUACGGCUCCUAGUGCUUCCGGAGGGGACGGAGGGGCGAGAGAUUCGAGGGAGGUGCAUCUGGGGAAGGUGGUAUCGGCGCCAGUGCCCCACUCAGGCAGCUAUGGCAGCAGGCCGUGGUGGCAGGGCGGUCUUACGGGGGGCGGAGGAGUGUCUUCCUUUGAGGCUGCUAGGACAGCAGACCCUGGAGGAGCAAUGGCAGCCACGGCACCAGCCACAGCAGUAGCAGGGGCUGGGGGAGCGACGACAGCAGCAGCAGCAGCAGCAGCGGCAGCGGCGGGAGCAAGCGAGGUAGCGAGAGGGCUGCGGCUAACAUCACCAGACACUGCUGCCGGAGAAUCACACAGAGUGGGAACAGCCGGAGUGGAGGACACGCUGGCAAGGGGCACAGAGGUGGAGGAGGAGGAUGAUGAUGAUGACGAUGUGAUUCUGGUGUGGGAGGGCAGCCGAUCCUCCCCUCCGCCUCCUUUCCCACGCUCUCGUGCCUCUGCUGCUGCCGCUCGCCCCACCACUGCCUCUGACGCUCCUGCUGCCUUGGCUGCUGCUCGUACUACCCCUGGCCCUGCCACUGCCUCUGCACGACGUGCUGCCUCUCAUCGUCACCAUGACACAAGCCGGGACUCCCUCUUCCGCACUCCCCCCCCUCCAUCCACCCUCCCCCUUCCCCCACCACCACCACUGCCACCACUGCCACCACUGCCACCACCUUUAUCACAGCUCACCCUUUCCCUCCCACCAGCGCCCCCCCUCCCCCUGCCUCCUGUGCCUUCCCCCCACCAGCCCCCGGCACACCCCCACCUCUCUUCAUCUCCUGCCCCCCCCGCCCACCCCCACGCGGCUAGGUUCAGGGCCCAGGGGUCAUGGCUGCCGUCCCUGCCCAUGCCUUGGGAAUCGCCCUCCCCAUCCGGACCUACGCCUCGAGAUGUGCCUCCCUUUUCCGGACCUACGACUCGGGAUGUGCGUCCCUUUUCCGCGCCUGUGCCUCCGGGUUCCCCGUCACGUUCCGGACCUGUGGCUCGGGAAUACCCAGAGCGAGCCCCAUCGGUUCAGAGGUAUACGGACCUUAGAAGUCCUUUGGCUCGGGAGGGACCUCCUCCACCCAAACAUGUGGCUUGGCAGCAACAGCAGCAGGCAUGGAAAGAGGUUCGGAACGAGCCAUUGCAGCAGGCUUGGCGCGGUGAGCCGGGGCAGAAUAUGGUUCAGCAGCAGGCUCGGUGGGUGAGGCCUGGGGAUGCCGCUGGGGUUGCCAAUCGAGGUGGCGGUGGUGGUGGGAACAAUGGUGGUUUUGGUGGUAAUUCUGAUGGUGAGCGAGAUAGAGGGACGAGAGGAGGAGAGGCGGAGAGGGGGAGAGGAGGAGAGGGGGAGAGGGGGAGAGGAGGAGAGUGGGAGGGGAGGAGAGGAGGAGGCAUAGCGGAUCUAAACGCCGCUGCUGCUGCAGAAGCAGGGGACACUCGAGAGGCUGACAGCAGCAGCAGCAGCAGCAGGGGUGAGAGCGCAAGGCGAGGACUCAGCAGAGGGGCGUUGAGACACGAACCCAAUACCGGCCAGGGCAGAGGCAUGCAGCAACAGUUUGGGGCACGAUUAGAACGAGAUUUGAGGCGCGAACCCGAUUCAACCCCAGGCAGAGGCAUGCAGCAGCAGCAGCAGCAGCAGCAGCAGCAGCGCUUGCAGUCACGAUCAGCACGAGACCCACGGCUACGGGGGCAGAUAGCACCCCGGGUACAGAACCAAGCUGGAGGGCAGGUGCGAGAGGUAGGGGGUACCGAGCAGAGGGAGCCAGCCGGGGCUCGCGACAGGGCCGUUUAUGAGUCGAAUCACACGCCGCCAGGGGGGCCUGGAGACGGAGCCCCAGCGGGCAGAGAGCAGGGAGAGCAGGGAGAGCAGGCAGGUGAGGAUGGGGAAAGGCAGCGAUGGGAGCGCAGUGUGCAGCAGGGGGAACGAGAGGGAAGGCAGCAGAUGGAGCCGGUGGGGUUGCAGCAGCAGCAGCAGGGGGAGCGCAGUGUGCAGAAAGGAGGGCUAGAAGGCAGGCAGCUGAGCGUGCAGCAGCAGCAGCUAUUGCAGGCAGCUCAUGCCUCCAAGGCCCCCCUGCACUCACAGCAGCAGCAGCAGCAAGCAGGUGCGUUUCUGCAGCAGCAACAUGUGAACCCAACGGUCGCUCCCGUCGCACCAGCAGAAACAAACAACCAGCAAAGCGGCCCCCGCCUCUCACCCACCUCCCUCCUGCAACUCCUCUCAACCGCCCCCAACCCCCUCCCUCCCAACCUCUUACACACCCUACAGAACCCCCGCUCUGCCCCCUCAUUCUCCUCCCUCUCCUCUCCCCCACUAGUAUCCAACCUGGGGGGGGUGUCCCAGUCCCCCCAGGUCCCUCACCCCCCUCGCUCUUCCCCUCAGCUUCCCCCUCCCAUCAACUCUCCUGUCAACUCUCCAAUCAACUCCCCUCUCCACCAGCUCUCCUCGCUCACUCACUCUCAGCGCCUAAGGUUCCUGCAGGGGCUCAGUCCAGAGAGCUUGGCAGCAGUAGCUGCUAGUAUGGCAGCAGCGACCGCAGCAGCCACCGCUGCAGCUGCUCCUGCAGCCACUGCUGCAGCGGGAGGGGGAGGGGGGAGGGAAAGGGGGGAAGGAGCCAGGGGAGCAGGAGCAGCAAGGGUAGCAGGGCCGACAGGAGCAGGGGCAGGAGCAGGGGCAGGAGCAGGGGCAGAUGGGAGAGCAAGCAGAGCAGGAGGAGGGGGGGCAGGGCCACCACUGGAAUCACGACAAGCACAGCAAUCUGGGCCGUUCAGAGGCUUGCAGGCUCCUUUGGACGGCCCAGAUGCGCCCAUCAUGGGAUUGAGCAGAUCUCAACCGUUCGUGGUGCCAGAUGAUCGAUUCCAUCCGUCCCAUCCCCCCUUCCCUCCCUCUCACCCCCCCUCUCUCCCUCCACCACCGCACCGGUCCUUGUUGGGAUCUGCUCGUCUUCCCCCUCCGCGCCAAUUCGUCAAUCCACAGCAGCACCAACAGCAGCAGCAUCAGCAGCAGCAGCAGCAGCAGCAGCAUGGACAACAGGGUCCACCACACCCCCAUCCUCAGUCCGUCCAUUUUCUUUCCCCUCCACACCCCUCCCAUCCCUCUCUCCCUUCCCCUCCACACCCCUCCCAUCCCUCUCUCCCUUCCCCUCCACACCCCUCCCAUCCCUCUCUCCCUUCCCCUCCGUUGCACCCGAAUCGCCUCCCCCUCUUCCCCUCUGACUCCAGGCAACUCUCAUCCCCUCCAAACCUCCCCUCUCCAAACCUCCACUUUCUGCCGAACCUCCCCUCUCCAAACCUCCCCUUUCCACAGAACCUUUCCUCUCCACCAAUCCUUCCCACGCCACCAAAUCUCCCCUCUCCUCCGAACCUUGCCCCUUUACCGAACCUCCCGUUUCCCAACCAGUCACAGAGCGCGCAUCAACCCCGGGCCGCGCAGGCUCGGAUAACCCGAUUCCCUUCCCCAAGCCCAACCCGAACCUCGGAACCCACACACAGCCCUCCCCUCACCCAAACCUCCCCCCCGAACCUCCGCCGAGCCUCAUCGUUUCAGCACCCAACGAAGCGACCAGCCCAUUCAAGCCCACUAUCAGCACAACCUAGGGCCAAUCCAACAUCUCCCUCACUCUCCCUCACACUCUCAUCCCCCUCUCCUCCCGCUUCCUCCCCCUCGCCAGUCCCUUCCAUCCACGGCACCCCCAGAGGGCCUGCUACCACGAUUCAGGCUGCCAUUGCCUCCUAUGCUGCUGCUGGCACUGCCGCCGCUGCUGCUGCCAAUGCCUCUGCAUUUGCCGCUGGUGGUGGUGGUGGUGGUGUUGGCAGUGGUGGUGGUGGUGCUGGUGGUGGUGGUGGUGGUGUUGGCAGUGGUGGUGGUGCUGCUGGUGGUGGUGGUGGUGGUGGCAGCGGUGGUGGGAACGGUGUUGGCAGUGGUGGCGGGGGGGUGGGAGGGGGAGGGACGGUGGAGGACGAGUGGGCGAUAGGACGAGUGCAGGCGCUAUGCAGCCAGCGGCGGUGGCGCAGCACCUGGGCAGUGGGGCGCACACGGGCGGGGUUCCGUGCAACGUGCACAGUGACAACACAAAGCGGCCAGGUGUUUGUGCAGAGGGGCGAAACUCCGCAGAGCGAGCUGAGAGCCAGCGUCAAUGCAGCGAUCAAGAUGCUGCGCAUGCUUAACGACCUGGAGGACAGAGGCUGCUGAUGAGCUGACAAGUGCAUUCUGAGAUGUCUGUCUCGUUGACUGGAAUGACACAUGCUAGCAGCCAGAGCCCGCAUCAUCGCAGCGAUCAAAAUGCUGCGCGUGCUCAAUGACCUGGAGGAUAGGGGCCGCUGAUGUGUUGUCUCUCCCAAGCAUCCCUUGCCUUGACUCUCCCCAAGAAGCAAGCAAAAACCGAAGGGUCCCCACCCCAUUGCAGCGGUCAAGAUGCUGCGCAUGCUCAAUGACCUCGAGGACGGGCCGCUGAGCCGACUCAAUUGAUGAUGUGUGUUGUGUAGCCAUUGUUGAAAGCACAAGGGGAAUGAGAGCCAGCAUCAAUGCAGCGAUCAAUGUGCUGUGCAUGCUCAAUGACCUCAAGGAUAGAGGCCGCUGAUGAACUGACUCGCCUUGAGUGCAUCGCAUGUCAACUUAUAUACAUUUGUUGUUUUAGGCUAGAUAGGUGCAUGCUCUUAGAGGGUAUAACACACGAGCAUAAGAACACCCUGUAUGC